AUGAACCAUACCAACCUUGAGUUUUCUCCUUUUCACGACACUCCUCAUUGGAAUAAAACCAAACAGUGUAAAGAUGAAAACUUUGCUGAAGAAGAUCUCAAUCAGGGUCAUUGUUAUGUUGCUAAUGGCUCACAUGUUAAUAUGCAUGGCCUCAGCAGAAGAGACCGAAAGCCUCGAGGUUCUUAUGCAAAGUACCUCACGAAAACCCGAGUUGACGUCAGAUUACAAGGACUAAGGGUUUGCAGCAUGAUCCAGUGUCCUCCAAUACACCACCUCCACAGUCACCUUGAUGGAUACAUUUUCAGCAACCCGGUUUUUGGAUACGAUGAAGAUGUGGAUUUGAAUUCAGAGUUUGGUGAUCUGAAGAAGAAUUUAACUAACAACAAUGUGGUUUUUAUGGCUAUAUGA
Molecule: messenger RNA, 408 nt
Organism: Ilex paraguariensis (yerba mate)
Lineage: Eukaryota; Viridiplantae; Streptophyta; Magnoliopsida; Aquifoliales; Aquifoliaceae
Source: the annotation of a GenBank genome assembly